UCCAUUCUUCUAAGAAUAUCUGGCAACCUUCUCAUCCGCCACCGUCACAACAAGCGCAAACGCUGCUGGGUGACUCGUCGUGAUGGUGGACUGCAUCUAUAAGCCCCUUUUAAAGGACGACGGCGGCGGACAGGUAGAUGUUUCGGUCUGACUGCGCUUUAACUGCGUUGUGGGGUCGCCAAGCGAUGCCGCGUUCAAGGACAGCGGUCUUAUAGCGGAAAAGAGGCUGGAUAGAGACGUUCGGGAUCACCUGUGAAAACAUGGCAGUGUCCCUAACCCAAGCCUGUCGGAGUCUUGCCCUGUCUACGUGGCUCCUGUCGUUUUGCUUUGUGCAUUUGCUGUGUCUGGACUUCACAGUGGCAGAGAAGGAGGAGUGGUACACCGCCUUUGUCAACAUCACUUACCUGGAUCCGGUCACGUCUGAGAUAAAGACAGACAAGAGUGAAUGUGGCAGAUAUGGGGAGCACUCCCCUAAGAGAGACGCAAGGGGCUUUGUGUUCAUGCCUUCUCUUGUGCAGGACAGGCAGGUGUGUGACGGUAACGCCAAGUUCCCCCUUCCCCAUCCCAGCAUCCCAUGGAUAGCGCUCAUAGCCAAAGGAAACUGCACCUACAGGGAGAAGAUCAGGCAUGCUGCUGCUCUCAAUGCAUCCGCCGUGGUCAUUUUCAACGUGGGCUCCAGCAACUCCAAUGAGACCAUUACCAUGCCGCAUCAAGGCACCGGCGACGUGGUGGUGAUCAUGAUCCCCGAACCCAAAGGGCGUGAGAUGGUGGCCCUGCUGGAGAAGAACAUAACCGUGGCCAUGCACAUCAGCAUCGGCACACGCAACCUGCAGAAGUACGUCAGCCGCACCUCCGUGGUGUUCGUCUCCAUCUCCUUCAUCGUGCUGAUGAUCAUCUCUCUGGCCUGGCUCGUCUUCUACUACAUCCAGCGCUUCCGCUACGCCAACGCCCGCGACCGCAACCAGAGGCGAUUGGGAGACGCUGCAAAAAAGGCCAUAAGCAAGUUGCAAGUGCGGACCAUCAGGAAGGGAGACAAGGAAACCGAGUCGGACUUUGAUAACUGCGCCGUGUGUAUCGAAGACUACAAACCUAACGAUGUUGUCAGGAUACUGCCGUGUCGUCAUGUCUUCCAUAAGAAUUGCGUGGACCCGUGGUUACAGGACCACAGAACCUGUCCCAUGUGCAAAAUGAACAUCCUUAAGGCCCUGGGCAUCCCACCCAAUACAGACUGUUCUGAUGACAUCCCUCCCGAUUACGAGAUGUCCACCAACCCUGUGACGGGCGCCAGUGACGUCUCGGUGGGCGAGAGCUCGGUGGUCCUGGACCCGGCUGUCAGAACGAUAGGCCUGUCGCACGUUUACCACGAGACGGACGUCUUCCCGCAGGCUGGAGAGAGCCGUCACAUCGCCAGCAGUGAGUAUAGAUGAAGCGGCAUGUGAGAAAACAGAGGGAAAGGUGAGCACCAGCCGUCCAUGAGCACCGACUCGGACACCUCGCUCAUCAUGCCCGUGGAGCUCGUCCUGUCCGGCGCCGACCCGCAGUCCGACCCAGAACAGGACGACGCCAAGUCUUGAGGUGAUUUUUAAAAGAACGCAUCAAUGCCACCUCCUUCUCGCUGGCUGUGUUGCACUCAACGUCUUCUGUCUCAAGCUUGUGUUACCGGACCGGAAAAGCCACACGGAUGGGUUUUUUUGGGGAAAAUUUUGGCUGUUUCAACUCCCCUAUGGGAUCACUGCCAGUAUACACCGGGAUAUAUGAAUAUGUGUCACGCAUUACUGAAUGUGCGCUACAUUUGCUUCGAGUGUCUAAAGCGUGCGCUCUAACCGGUGUCCGAUGCUCCUUGUGAGGAAUCACCGGGGCUUGUCACACGCAUCUCCUCAAACGAGACGGUGCACCUGAUGAGUGCUUCGCAGGGCUAAGGCUCCAGGCCACAUGCACACUGCUAAAUACACUGACCGCUGCAUUCAAAUCCUAAAUGUCCACGCCGUGUUCAAAGCUGCGCGCGUGUCAUGUAUAGCUUGGAAGUCAAGCACAAUGUGGAAUGCCGAAAAAAUGCAAACUAUUAUUGAUGCACCGAAAUUAAUUAUUUACACAACGCCUCAAACCCAGUUUGGAUUUAGUUGAAAACUGAACGCUGAACGUUUACAUAAUAAUCAACUGAAUUUAUUAAAGGGAUAGCCCCUUGAGAUCUCAUUUUUUUUAAGGGGUCCUGAUUUUUCUUUUCUUUUUUGAUUAUUAAAAUAAUUCAUUUAGAAUCCUAUUAAUCAUUUAAACUAAUGUAAUUAAUAUUCAGUAGUCAAAUAAAAGCAACACAUGUGGUAUUUUUACAUACAUUUGUAUUGUAUAAUUACAUUUUAUUACUGCGCCUGCAUUGUCAAAAUACACAAAUCUGAAAGCACAACAUGAAGUAAUUAUUUUAUAUGAAUUUUAUGAGAAUAGCACAAUACCAUCCUCGCAAUCACUUUCUAUUAAAUGACCUAUUUUUUGUAUAUAUAUCUGUCGGCACAUAUUUGACCUUUAAGGUAUUUCUAUAUUUAAUCAAUGAGCAUUUUUAUUCAUAUAAGACUAUGGAUGGCACUCUGUUUUUCACAUGCUGUAUUUAUAAACAUUCGUCUGCUCUUUAGAGUUCAGUUCUGAAUCUAAACCCCAUGAUUCAUACGCCUGAUUCUCUUCCUAAACCCCGCAGUGUGCAUGUGGCCUUGUUUCUAAUGUUCCUAACGCUCUCCAGAGGCUGCUUCUGCUUUUUGAGAGGAGUUGUUGGUUCGGAUUUAAAUGUAAAGAAGGGUUAACCGUUUUCUAGCAUCUAGGAUUUCUCCAUUGUGUUCCCAGACAUGAAGCUAAAGCUAAAGUGGGUGUUUAUUGCAACACCGAACAGAAAUUGCAGUCCCAACGAUGGACGACGACCAAAUAAACGACAAAGAUUGUGCUUUUAUCUCUGAGAUCGCACGUGCACCUUUUACAGGACGCUAGUGAAGGAUGAAGGUUAGCGUGCGGCUAGCAGGCCUGUUCGAUAUGACCGUCUGCUUUUAAUCGUGCACAACGGCAAGGUUUUGAUAACAAAGGGUUUAUUUUUCUAAAAAAGAUAAAAGCCAAAAACAAAGGAAGGACGCAUAUGAAGAUAAACCACACCCCUUUUUAGAUAUUUCAGUUGUAUUAUUCUAAUUAUGAUCGUAAUUUAACUCCGGCGUGUAGAAAUAGUGAUCACACGUAGCUCGUCAGAGCUGAAUACAGGCUUACGGCGUGUCUUUCAACUUUGAAUAUUUCUUAUUUUUAAAAAUGCAUUCAUUAAAAUUAAGUUAUUUGUCGUUUGCGAUGUUUAAAUGGUUUCGCUUCAGUCAGGCUUGUCUCAAAACGCACUUGCCCGGUUGAAGUCGCUCUUACCCAGAAUGCACUGCGGCGGCGGGACGGGCGAGGAAUGUUCAGCACGCUGUUGGUUAUGUUUGCGCUGGAAAGCGCUGGGGUCUGUGAUCCUGAUAUUCGUGUUUAACGUAAAGGACGCUGGUUCCAGCUCAUCGAGGAAACGUUAUUAUUCUUUCGAAGAGAGUCAAGCCAAAUGAAAUGGCGUUGAACGCAAACAAACAAACAUUCACAUCUGUCAGCCAAAAAGCACAUGAGAUUUCCCUGAGGUCUGCAGAUUUUAUUGUCACUUGGGUCUAGCGUGAUUUUCUUUUCUUUUCGUUUUUUUUUCAAGAUUAUAUGAUAAAGCACUUUUGAUUCGGCUCUUAUUUAAUCGUCGUAACUAUAUGACGCUGGGCUGCAUUCAUCGAAAUCUUAAGAAAAAACUAAAUCUGAGGAGUUUGUCGGAAUGAAAGACGUGCAGUUCUUGAGGAAAAAGCCCCGCGUGCUAAUAAUACAUUUAAAAAAGUUCAUUAGAAAAAGUGCCAAGUUCUUACAAAAGGAAAUCAAAAAGUGAAAAUGAGAAAGUUUAAGCGUGCAGUUCUUGAAACGAUUUACAAAAAUGAUUCAUAAGGAUGUGCGUUUCUUAAAAAAUGAACAAGAAUUUUAAGAAGUGCAUAAGUGUUGGAAAACUUCCAAGGAUAAAUAUUAAGUUGAGAACGCUGAAAAACUCAAAUCUUGAAAAAACGAUGAAAAUUCAAAUGAUAAAUUCUAAGACAUUCGAAUAACUGUGUUUGAAAAAUGUGCAAUUAUUAAAAAAAUUGCAAACGGUUGAUUACCAUGUUUUUUUACGGAUGUUGUUCUUAUCUGAAAAAGCACACACAAUAUUGUCCUUACCACAGGCUCGAGUGCAGGCGUUGCUUUGAACGGUUUUGGGCAUUACAACAUAUUCAAAAGGUUUUUUCUUAAGAUUUUCUAAGUGAAUUGAGCCCAUUGUGUUUUCAUCCGUCUGGACUGUCUUGGAAUAAUUUUGUGAAUCCUUUGAAUUGGUCAUAUCUUGCAUUUGAUAUUUAUUUUUGGGGAAGUUCAUUUGCAGUAUUUCCGUGCUGUGCCUUUAAGACGAUGUAAACACCCUCUUCAUGCAGAACCAUGAGUAUUUGGAUGGAUUCAUCAAAAAGCAUUGAGAUCUUCAUUUUGGUCUGUGUGUCUGUCUGUCUGUGUGUCUGUGUGUGUGUGUGUGUCUGUGUGUGUGUGUCUGUGUGUGUGUCUGUGUGUGUGUGUGUGUGUGUCUGUCUGUGUGUGUCUGUGUGUGUGUGUGUGUCUGUGUGUGUCUGUGUGUGUCUGUGUGUGUGUCUGUGUGUGUGUCUGUGUGUGUGUGUGUGCACGCUCCGAUGUAUCAAGCACAUGCUGUAUAUGAGACGACUAGACCCUAUAUUGUACAGGCACAUGAUCUCAAUAGCAUUUGAAUGACAACCUCCCUGAAUUUGCACCAGAUGUCUUUGUGAAUGUGGUUUCUGCAGUACGUUUUCCAGUGCAACAAACUUACAGUUGUAAUAAAUGUUUACUCGCCGCUCUCCUAAACACCAGAUCUGAUGUUAAAAGCCGGCCGAAGCUCUCCUCAACCGCCUGGCUUCACCCGUUGCACAAUUUCCCAGUAUUUUACCACUUCCAUGUUUUACAAGUCAGAGGAAAUGCAUUCUUGUUUCCUGUUUGUGGCCAGUUAAACAUGCUCGAGCGCUUCAUCUGUUUGAACAUUGAAAGAUGAAGAUGCCCUUUUCUCUCUGUGUGGUUUGUUUAUAAUAGUUCUAAUGCUGUUAUAAUAGUUACGUGCUACACCAUUAUAAAUCAUUGCAUGUCCAAGAUUGCGAGGGGCAAUAAAUUUCAUUGGAGGUUUUUCAGCCGCCACUUUGCCCAUUAUUUAUGUGCUUAUUUUUAUUAUUAUUUAUGUUUAAUUUAUUUAGAGUUGUAAGUAUUUGACAAGGAAACACCAAAAUGCUUGGGCUCUGUCUUAUUAUAACUUUUCAUGAAAGAAUCCAGGAGAGAAAAAAAAAAGUCAUGGUUUCAAUGAAAACAUGAAUCAGCGUGACUGUUAUAAAUGCUGAUAAUAAUCAUAAAUGUUUCUUGAGCAGCACUUCAGCAAUGAUGCUGAAAAUUCAGCGUCGUAUCACAGCAAUAAAUUACAUUUUACAAUAUAUUAAAGUAGGAAACUUUUUUUUGUACUGUAAUAAUAUUUUACUGUUUUUACUGUAGCUUUGCUAAAAUAAAUGCAGACUUCUGUAAUGUAUAAAAAGCACCGGUGCAAUAUUUCAUCAAACGUGUGAAGUCGGAUGGUUUUACUUCUCUAUUAAAUGCACAUUUUUAAAGAA
Messenger RNA from Puntigrus tetrazona (Sumatra barb), 5702 nucleotides. RefSeq names its product ring finger protein 150a (gene rnf150a). The transcript has 7 exons. The coding region runs from base 261 to 1427 and encodes 388 amino acids. NCBI's taxonomy places the organism in Eukaryota, Metazoa, Chordata, Actinopteri, Cypriniformes, Cyprinidae. The record is from RefSeq and is a predicted model, not a curated record.